Rubroshorea leprosula is the source of this 1216-nucleotide messenger RNA. The record is from the annotation of a GenBank genome assembly. Lineage: Eukaryota; Viridiplantae; Streptophyta; Magnoliopsida; Malvales; Dipterocarpaceae.
UAUGUUCCACCCAUCCAUCCACCCACUCUAUCCAUUCAAGUGAAGCAGCUAGCAAAGGUCUACAAAAGACGAAGAAAAGAUGAUUCAAGAAUUACUUGGUGGCGCAGGGCUUAUAGUAGGGGAGAGGAAAAUGCCGAUCAAUGGAGGGAUUUUAGAAGGAACACCUUCGGUUUCUCCUUCUCCCUCUUCAUCUCCUUCUUCGUCCACCACGUCUGCCACUAAUUCCGCCGCUACUUCCUCCAAUUCAGAGAGCCAAAAUUUGAGGUGUCCAAGAUGCGAUUCCUCCAACACCAAGUUCUGUUACUACAACAACUACAACCUCACGCAGCCGCGGCACUUCUGUAAGACCUGUCGCCGGUACUGGACAAAAGGUGGUGCUCUUCGGAAUGUUCCUAUCGGAGGUGGAUGCCGGAAGAACAGGAAUACCGGUGUUUCCAUUGGAAAAUCCACUGCUGCUAAUAAGAUGAGAACUGUGGUGUCUGAAAUUGGGUUAAGAUCCGGGCUCGGAAAUGGAUCAGACCAUGAUCCGCUUCUUUGGGCCUCUCCAAAGAGCUCCCAUAUUCUAGCCUUACUCAGAGCCAACAGCCACAAUCCUAACCCCAAUCCUGUGAAGCAGGAGGUGGGUUUGAUGGGGUCUCAUUCCCAAGGAAUGACCGAACCACUUGUAACUGGUGCGCUGAAUAUCCGAACCCUGAACUUGGAUCCUCUGAGCCAAGUUCCUUCUCUGGGUCUCUGCAGCCCUUUCUGGAAAAACAACCAGCAGAACGGAAUCAUUUUGAGUGAAGUGCAAAACACGGGGAUUCAAGAACUGUACCAAAGGCUGAAAUCAUCAUCAACAAAUCACUACUCGGAUAACUCGGCAGUAAUUUUCAGCAAUGUAGCUUCAUCUUCAUCUUCUACAUCCAUUUUGGAGUCGGCUCCAGUGGCUGCGGGAGGUCAUGAGUUGGGUUGCUGGAAUCCGGUGUUUUCUUCGUGGUCUGAUCUUCAGACAACAAAUGGUGCAUAUCCUUAAACAGCUCACCUUUCAUACGCUAAUGUCUCAUUUCCUUCCUGUGGUUGUCUUGGUUGUGGUAUGUGCAUAGAAUCGGUACUCUUUUUUUUUUUUUUUGUUUCUCUCUCUCUCUCUCUCUCUUUUUAUUGUGUGAUUUUAGGUGUGUUUUAACUUAUGAUCAGAUAUUGUACCAAGAAGAAAUUGUAGUAAAAGGUGAUCUCAGUU